GUCAGCCAUAACUAUUUAAAUUAACAACUCCGGCGACGAUCGACGAGCAUCGAUCCAUUUGCAGCUUACGUCGAAGGUCUGCUCUUCGAUCGAGUGAUAUUUCCGGCGACGCCGCAGGCGAAUUAGGCUCCUCUGUUUCCGCAAUGCGUCAAAUGGAUCGUCGCGAACCAAAUUAAAGCAAAGAAGGCUUCUGGGGAGGGAUUGCGUGCGUACUCGAUUCCGUCACUGGCACCCUCGCCUCGCCUCUCCUCUCCUCUCCUCUCUUCUCCUCCUGCCCUUCGUCAAAGGUUCACUGGCCUUGCAAAUGUUAAGACAGUUCGCAACUCGAACAGAAUCAUCCUUUACGAUGGAGAUAAACUGCAAAGAGGAGGUGGCGCUGCUCUUCUCCGACGAUACCUACUGCUGUUCUCUGCUGCCGCCCUCUGCGUACGACACCGCAUGGGUCGCCAUGGUCGGCAGCGUCGCCGGCGCAGGUCCCCUGUUUCCGCAAUGCGUCAGGUGGAUCAUCGCGAACCAGAGCAGAGAAGGCUUCUGGGGGGAGAGCGAUCAGCCCGGACUCGAUUCCAUCACUGCCACGCUCGCUUCUCUCCUGGCCCUUAGUCGAUGGAACAUUGGGCGUGCAAAUGUUCAGAGGGGGUUGGAGUAUCUUCGAUCGAAUGUGGAGAAGAUACUCGCGCAGUGGCAGGGCGGCGUCCCUCGCUGGUUCGCCGUUAUUUUUCCAGGAAUGUUGGAGCAGGCGCAAUCCAUAGGCUUAAGUGUACUUCCCCAUGACGGCGUUCGAUUGGUCGACGAUAUUAUCUUCAGGAGGAGAAGCAUAUUUGAGGAUAGCCGUAGUGCUGAAGGAGAUCUCCCGCCGCUGAGUCUGACGAUGUUCCUCGAAGCACUCCCACCAAACAGACGGCCAAAAAACGAAGCGAUCCUCGCUCAGCUAAUGGAAGAUGGAUCGCUCUUCCAGUCUCCAUCAGCAACUGCCGCUGCUUUCAUGAUCACAGGAGAUGCUCGUUGUCUCAAGUACCUGCAGGACAUGAUGCGCAGAUGCAGCAAUAGUAUUAGUCUCUCGAUUGGAACAGUUCCCUCUGUUUUUCCCGUGGACCACAAUCUCUUGAGGCUUUGUCUGGUAGACCAUUUGAGAAGAUUGGGGUGCGGUGAGUUUUUCGAAGAGGAAAUCAAAGAUCUUAUGGACCAUAAUUUCAGGAAUUGGAUAGAGCAGCAUCAGGAACAGAGCAACAAGAACUAUCUGCUACAAGAACAAAUAUACAGGGAUUCCUUGGCCUUUCAGCUUCUGAGGGCAUAUGGAUAUCCUGUGACACCAAGGAAAUUGUGUUGGUUUAUGGAUGACAAGGAAAUCCUCACGCACAUAAUGGAAAAUCACAACGAGUUCAUGGGAGCCAUGUAUGGGGUGUACAGAGCAGCACAGUUGAUGUUCCCAAAGGAAGUUGAUCUUCAAAAUGCAAAGCAAUUCUCGCUGAAAGUGUUGAGAAAAUGCUUUCCUGACAAAGAUUUACAAGGAAACUGCAAGGCCUUCACUGACUUGCAGAAACAGAUUGCACACGAAUUAGAACACCCAUGGUUACUUAGAAUGGACCACCUUGAGCAUCGCAUGUAUAUAGAGAGAAAUAAAGGGUACUUGUCGUGUAUGGGGAAGACCAACACUUGUAUGCUUUCUUAUCCAAAAUUUCUCAUGCAACUGGCUGUAGAAAAUUUCACGAACCGCCAAUCCGUUUACAGAAAUGAGCUCCUGGAGCUAAAGAGGUGGUCAGAGGAAUCAGGGCUUUCAAAAAUGGGGUUCGGCAGACAGAAAACUGAAUACUGUUACUACUCAGCCACUGUGCCAACAUGCCUUCCUCUACAUUGUGAUUUAAGGAAGAUAGUGGCCAAGUGUGCUAUUCUAGUCACCUUUGCCGAUGAUUUCUACGAUGAAAAAGGAACUCAAAUUGAAUUAGAAACACUAACUGAAGCUGUCAACAGGUGGGAAGGAGGCAACUUACGUAGCCACUCCAAAGUAAUCUUCGAUACACUUGAUGCACUCGUAGACGAAAUAGAGUCCAAAGCAUUCUUAAAACAUGGCAACCCGGUGAAAGAAGCCCUUCGAGAUAUGUGGCGUGAUGCCUUCAAGACAUGGCUAAAGGAAUCCAAGUGGAGCGUAUGCAAACACGCACCUUCGACGAAGGAGUACAUGGAUGUGGCCGCAGUUUCCGUGGCCAUUCAAGUGAUGACUCUCCCUGCUUGCUACAUAACUCACCCGAAAGCUCCAGUCGACAGCAAAUCGGGCUCUCGUUACUGCAAAAUGACGGAGCUGGCAAUGCUGUGUGCGCGGCUUCUAAAUGACAUAGGAAGCUAUCAGAGAGAAUUAGAGGAUGGGAAGUUGAAUUUCGUCCCACUGUACGUGAAAGAGAACGUGGGGUACUGCAUCGAUGACUCGAUCGAGCACAUAAAGAGAGUUCUUGGGAAAAUGGGGAAAGAGUUUGUGGAGCUGUUCUUGAACCAAGAUUAUGGAGGAGUUCCGAGAGUGUGGAAGGAACUGCACUUGACCACUCUCAAGGCCUUUUGGAUGCUUUAUGAAUCGAUCAAUAAAUUCGACUCGCCUACCGCGCUGCUUCGAGCUAUCAGCCUAGCGUUCCAUGAACCUCUGGUCAUCAAUACUUAGAUUCAAAGCUGGCUGCAUCUAUAUAUCUUCCAAUUUUCUUAUCAAAAAUAAAAAUUAAGGAAAAACUGUAAUAAUGUUUUUUUAACAGAACAAGAAUAAAAUUCGAUAAUUCAUAGCAAAA
Messenger RNA from Zingiber officinale, 2768 nucleotides. Its product is annotated as S-linalool synthase-like. Gene Ontology annotation, biological process: diterpenoid biosynthetic process. Gene Ontology annotation, molecular function: terpene synthase activity; magnesium ion binding. The record is from RefSeq and is a predicted model, not a curated record. Lineage: Eukaryota; Viridiplantae; Streptophyta; Magnoliopsida; Zingiberales; Zingiberaceae. The coding region runs from base 305 to 2647 and encodes 780 amino acids. The transcript is spliced from 11 exons.